Messenger RNA from Arachis stenosperma, 1996 nucleotides. RefSeq names its product fasciclin-like arabinogalactan protein 15. The record is from RefSeq and is a predicted model, not a curated record. The transcript has 3 exons. NCBI's taxonomy places the organism in Eukaryota, Viridiplantae, Streptophyta, Magnoliopsida, Fabales, Fabaceae. The coding region runs from base 49 to 1440 and encodes 463 amino acids.
CUAACAGAAACCAAAGCAUGCAUUAGCAUUCUUCCUUCAUCCAGCUUCAUGGAUUUCACCCAUCUGCUUCUUCUUCUCUUCUUCUUAUUCUUUGGUGUGGGAUUCUCGGAGAACACGAAUCCGAGGUUGCUAGCGUCACCAUCAUUAUUAUCAACGACUCAGAUAAACUCGAACUCGAUCCUUGUGGCUCUUCUGGACUCCCAUUACACAGAGCUCGCGGAGCUCAUAGAAAAAGCCAUGCUCCUUCAAACACUCGAAGAAGCCGUAGCCACACACAACAUCACAAUCUUCGCACCCACCAACCAAGCCUUAGAAUCAAACCUUGAUUCUUUCUUCAAACGCUUCCUUCUCGAACCAGCUAAUCUCCAUUCCCUCCAAGCCCUCAUUCUCUUCCACAUCCUCCCAACCCGAAUUUCAUCCCAAUAUAGAUUCGGGUCGACCCGACUCAACACGCUAUCGUCCGAACCCAUUCGCCUUCAGACGAAUUCCACCUCCAAAGAAUGGACAGUCGAUCGGGUCAAGAUAACCCGGCCCGACGAUGUUACCCGGCCCGAUGGUAUCAUCCAUGGGGUUAACGGCCUUCUCAUUCCCCGUUCCGUACAAGACGACUUCAACCGCCGCCGCAGUCUUCGCUCGAUUGCCGCCGUGAAACCCGAGCCAGCUCCCGAAAUCGAUCCGAGAACCACCCGGGUUAAGAAGCUCGACCCGAAAGAAAAGCCUCCGGGCUCAAAACCCUCACUCCCGAUCUAUGAGGCGCUGGCACCGGGACCGUCACUAGCUCCGGCGUCGGCACCGGCACCUGGAGGCCACCACGGGCACUUCGACGGCGAGUCUCAGGUGAGGGACUUCAUCCACACGCUAAUCCACUACGGAGGGUACAACGAGAUGGCGGACAUUCUCGUAAACCUAACGUCACUGGCCACGGAGAUGGGACGCUUGGUGUCAGAGGGUUACGUCCUCACCGUCCUUGCGCCGAACGACGAGGCUAUGGCCAAGCUUACGACGGAGCAGCUCAGUGAACCGGGGGCACCGGAGCAGAUAAUGUACUACCAUCUGAUACCGGAGUACCAAACAGAAGAGAGCAUGUACAAUGCUGUUAGAAGGUUCGGGAAGGUUAGGUACGAUACGCUGCGGUUGCCGCAUAAGGUGGUGGCGAUGGAGGCUGAUGGUUCGGUGCGGUUCGGAAAAGGUGGCGGUUCGGCUUAUUUGUUCGAUCCUGAUAUAUAUACCGAUGGAAGAAUCUCCGUUCAGGGGAUUGACGGGGUUUUGUUUCCGACGGAGGAAGGAGAGGAUACGGUGACGGGUCGGGUCAAGAACGGGAAUCGGACGGGUCAACCCGUUAAGGUCGUUGUCAAGCAUAGAAGAGGAAAAUUGCUUGAAGCAGCAUGCUGGAUGCUUGGAACCGUCCGUCAACAUUCUAGAUUCGCCUCUUGUCAAUGAAGCCAACCUUUGCCCUCUCCUUUGGCUAUCAAGAUUGUUUCAAACUAGAAAGGUUGAUCAAAGAUGUAAAGUGACUAAGGUGAAGGCCUUCUUCGAUGAUAGCCAGCUGCUGUGAGUGUGAAUUUCCCACAGUUUUGUUUUGCCAUUUUCUCUUUUCUCCUAUUGGAUUUGGGUUCAGGCUUCUCUCUAGUCUCCUUGUCACACAUUAUAGUGCAGAUUUGUAUCUAUAUUCAAUCCAAUUUCAUAGGUGGUUGUGUUGGUGGGAUUUAAAGGUUGUUUUCUGUUCAACAAGGCAUGGAAUUUUCUAGUAGACAUGUGUUGGUUCAGAAUUUUACUGAAGAAAUGGAAAUACAGUCAAAAACAAAUAAGAAGAAAAAAAAAAUGAUAAUUCUUUACUGUAAUGAUGUCUCUUAUUCAUCCUUUCUUCCUUUUUUUCCCCCCUUCCCUUUACUUAAUUCAUCAAGGAUUUCGAAAGUAAUUGUUUUGGCAAAGGUGAUCAAGGAAUUACAUUUAGAAUGUAAAACGUAAAUGAUAAAUGUGGGUAAGCAAUAGCAUU